This is a messenger RNA of Pipra filicauda (Wire-tailed manakin), 2343 nucleotides long. It is a transcript of the gene EXOC1L, whose product is annotated as exocyst complex component 1 like. Lineage: Eukaryota; Metazoa; Chordata; Aves; Passeriformes; Pipridae. The coding region runs from base 19 to 534 and encodes 171 amino acids. The record is from RefSeq and is a predicted model, not a curated record. The transcript is spliced from 3 exons.
AGCGGCUCCGCGGGUGCCAUGUCCUCGCUGGUGAAGGAGGACCUGGCGAAGAGGCUGUUCGGGCCCCGGCGGCAGAGGCUGCACGAGUUCAUCGAGGUGGAGGGCGCGGGUGCCCAGCGCUACUACCUGUGCGCCGCAGUGACUACAAGUAAAGAAGUAGAAAUAUGUAUGGUGAAACACUGGCGAGUGAAUCGAGAGGAGAAAUAUGAAAUAGUUGAAAAGUGGUUUUUGAAAGAUCUGGAGAUGAUUGAUGGAAAAGAAGCAGAUACUGAUAAUCCAUAUUUUGAUAUGCACUUCCACAAGAUCUACAAUAUGGAAGCAUAUAGUUGUGCAUCUAAAUAUACCUUUGCUCGAACACUAAGCAAUCUGAAUGCAAUGUACCUUAAGAAGGACUUGAAGAUUGUGAACUUUGAUGACACCUACCUAAAUGAUGAUUCAAUCUGGUCAUCCAGUAAUAGGGAUUGCUUAGUAGUUAUGAGGAUGUGCUUCUAUGCUUCCAACCUUUUAUGUCUCUCCCUGUGUCCUUUGUCCUGAAGAUGCAUUUUCUAACAUUAAGGUGACUGGUUGACUUUCACUGACCAGCAUUUCAUAUACCAUCUGAUCAAAAAGAUAGUAAGUGAUAUGCAGUAUCUGCUUUUUAGGUUUACAUGUAAGUAAAAAAUGGAGCGUACUUUUUACAUAAACAAUUGACCAUUUAUAUAUACUGGGAGGGCCUCACUCUAGCAAAUACUUACAAAUACAUGAGGCUCACAAGGUAGAACCAGUAAUUCUCACAAUCAGUAGUGAUUGCUUUUGUAAGUAGAGUUCAGCAUUUUCUCAUAUAUUCAUGGAGGUAUAGAUUAUCUUUCAUUAAUAGCUAAAAUCAUUUUACAGCAUUAAGAGCAUAAACAGUUAAUUUAUAUCCUAGAAGUAGAAAAAAGAAAGCAACCAAUUGAGGUCUGUAUAAGAAUGAUGCACAUUUCCAUUUUUAAAUGUGUUAAAAUGCAGAACUCCAUUAAAGAAAUCAUACCUACAUCCGUAUAAGAAUCCAACCCUCAUCCUGAUGAAUCGGAGUAUUGCAUUUAGGUACCAUGUGACCAACUUUUUACCUAUGUAGCUAUAUUAUUUUUCCUACAGAACAUUUAGUGUGCCCUUUGGCCUUCAAUUUGUGGUACUGUCCUAGAUAAUAAAUGUUCUUAAGCAGCAUUGCUUUAUUUGUCACACCUUUCAGAACUUUUGUAUCAUUAAAGUCUCCUUUCUAGCACUUCAGUGCUUAUAAACAGGCAAGGUUAAGGAACAGAAACUGUUUAUGUCUCUGCCUCUGGACCAAGAGAUAACAAAGUACUGUGUAAACAAUAGUUGUUGGCUACUACACUUACUUUGUAGGAAAGUGAUAGACUUUUCAAAAUUCAUAGAAUUAUGAGAGUUAUUUUCACGAGUUUUUAGCUAAUGUUAGCAUAUUCAGAGCGCUACUUAGAGUUAGAUUUACAGUGGGCUGGAGCCUACUUGAAUGUUUGGAACAUUUCAUAAAAAGUUACAGCUGGACUUGUGAUAGUAGUAUAUUACAGUAGAAACAGAGGAUGAAUUUAAGCUGUAUUGAAGCAGGAGCUGAAGGGGAACAAUGUUAAUAGUAAGAAGCACAGUGAUACUGCCUGGUGUCAGUCAGCAAUGCUCAUUGGCUGUUCAUCCCGUAAUCAGUAAAGAAAUGCCAACCCAGAAGGUCAUUCAGAGAAGCUUCUGGUCAGAACAUCCUGCAGGAGAAAAUCACUUUCUGUUUUGGCAGCCAAGAGAGUAUAGGAAGGCCAGCUGUGGACUAAACCAGGUGUGGACCUAAAGCUGACUGAUGACAGCUCCUAGGAAAUCAGAGGCUGCUUCAUUCCCCUCUCCGCACCUGCCAUCUGUACAACUGGAUAGUCACACAAGGGUCCUGUGCCUUGUACUUUGCUGUUGUCUUUCACAUGAACUCCCAGCUUUGAAAACAUUUGUGCAAAUGUACUUUGGAUUCAAAAUUAAAAUAACAUCCAAUAACUGAGAGUAUAUUUGAAAAACUGUAAAAUGUACAGCUUUCUACUUUUAAAAUGUUACCCUACUGCAUGUAUAUAGGAAAGGCCAUACCUUUGAUUAGCUAAUCUUCAGAAGUUAUAUAUUUAUUCUAGGUACAUGUUGCAAAUUACAUGCAUUCUAACACAAAUCUUAGUAAUUAUGUAUAUAAUGACAGUUGUGAGAGCAGUUUAUGUGGGUAACACAUCCUCUGGAACUUGUAAGAACUUAAGUCUUAAAUUUGCCACCUACAUACCGUUAAAGAGAAGGAUUGUAUUUAUAGUAAUUGUUUGUGAAAAUCAGUUGUUCUUUUGAGAACGUCUU